Drechmeria coniospora is the source of this 696-nucleotide messenger RNA. RefSeq lists its product as uncharacterized. The record is from RefSeq and is a predicted model, not a curated record. NCBI's taxonomy places the organism in Eukaryota, Fungi, Ascomycota, Sordariomycetes, Hypocreales, Ophiocordycipitaceae. The transcript has 3 exons. The coding region runs from base 1 to 696 and encodes 231 amino acids.
AUGACGCCAAGCACCGAGAAGGACGGAUGGGGGCUGAUCCGGAUGCACUUUCACUCCAGUGUCUGCGAUAUGCAGGAGAAGUUUCGCGACGCCAUCUACGAGUUUGACACCAUUGUCGUGUCGACCACGAAGCUUCUCAACUUCGCCAACGCUCUCGGCAUCCCUGUCCACGCGACGACCCAAACCGUUGCCAAGCUCGGUCCCACCGUCCCGUCUCUCGCCUCUCUCCUCCCCAAGACGCCACUCGACAAGACCAAGUUUAGCAUGCUCGUGCCCCAGCUCGCCGCCUCCCUGCCACCCGCCUCCCGUAUCGCCCUCGUCGGCAUCGAGUCCCACAUCUGCAUCACCCAGACAGCCCUCGACCUGCGCGACGCCGGCCACACCCCCUACGUCAUCGCCGACGCCGUCAGCAGCUGCAACAGGGGCGAGGUUGUCGUCGCUCUCGACCGUCUGCGCGCCGAGCCUGGCAUCGUCGUCACCACGUCCGAGAGUUGGAUGUUCGAGUGCCUGGGGGACGCCUCCUAUCCAGCCUUCAAGUCCAUGUUUGGCGUUGUCAAGGGAGCCGUGGCCGACACCAAGAGGGCCCUGGAAGCCCUCCCGCCGGCCUCCAAGAUCCUCUCCUUCACCGUAGUACGCAUCCAAGCUCGUGUCGAAGUCCUCGUCGAGGUCCACGUCAAGGCGCUGCUUUGGUCGUGA